Messenger RNA from Lachancea dasiensis, 690 nucleotides. Lineage: Eukaryota; Fungi; Ascomycota; Saccharomycetes; Saccharomycetales; Saccharomycetaceae. The record is from the annotation of a GenBank genome assembly.
AUGAGAUUGUUUCAAAAUACACAGGAGUUCCCUUAUUCGUGGGAACAGGUUACUGCUGCUAAUUGGCGUAAAUACCCGAAUGAGGUUUCUACACAUGUUGUUGCCGUUGAUGUGCUGAGAAGAGAGCUAGACGAGAGUCGUACAAAACUCACGAGUGAACGGCUAAUAACGUGCAAACAGUCGGUGCCCAAGUGGUUGACCAUGUUGAUCGGCAGCUCCAAUGUGAGCUAUAUACGGGAAAUUUCCGUGGUGGAUUUGAGUACGAAGACACUGACACUGAAAAGCUGCAAUUUGACGUUUUCCCAUUUGCUAAAAGUCUACGAAACAGUGCAGUACACGCCGGACCAGUUCGAUGCUAACAAAACCCUUUUUCGCCAAGAGGCGCAAAUAACGGCUUACGCCACUAUCAACACGCUUUGCAAUAAGAUAGAAGAAUGGUCAGUCAAGCGAUUCGGAGAGAAUGCAUCCAAGGGCCGCGAGGGCUUUGAUUCCGUAUUGCAGCUUCUUAGCAAAAAUUGGGGCGAGCGAGAAAAAUUGGUGGAUGAGCUUAGUCACAAAGUGGCUGAUACCGUUGAUGAAAUCUGCAGCAGUACAGACUCUCUACUAAAAGAAACAGAGCUCAAGUCUACAUCUUUGAUUUCGCGCUACAGUAGGGAGAUUCAAAGGGCCUUUAAUUUAAAUAAAAACUGA